Molecule: messenger RNA, 5752 nt
Organism: Crotalus tigris (Tiger rattlesnake)
Lineage: Eukaryota; Metazoa; Chordata; Lepidosauria; Squamata; Viperidae
Gene: PSRC1
Product: proline and serine rich coiled-coil 1
Exons: 8
Coding region: 166-1491 (441 amino acids)
Biological process (GO): mitotic metaphase chromosome alignment
Cellular component (GO): microtubule cytoskeleton; spindle microtubule; spindle pole
Molecular function (GO): microtubule binding
Source: RefSeq, a predicted model, not a curated record
GGAACUUUGCGGUGAGAGCGUGGGGGAGAUAGUAACGCUGGAGGCGGGGAUGGAUUGCAUGUUGCAUGGAGGGAUGGAUAGAUUUUCGCAUGAAAGGGGCAAAAUGAAGCUGCACUUCCUAGCAUUUAGUUAUUUAAUAGUAUCCUGAGAUGAUUGCUAGAAAGCAUGGAAUCAUCGAAGGAUAUAAAAUUUAUUACUGAUGAGACACUGGAUUUUGAACUAUUUUCUCCUUUGGAUGGCAUUGAUUGCUGUUAUAGACAAGAGGGAGAGUCUAUAACUUGUCCCCUUGAACUCAAUGACAAGAGUGUGGAACAAGCAGUUGAGCUGAACAUCUUGUUGGAGAAGAAUGAUGGAAAGGCCAGAGAGCCAAUUCCCCAGUGGAGUCCCCUGACUCCAAUGAAGCUGGAGGAGGUCAUGAAAGAAGCUAACUUGCUGGCUAUGCAGCUUGAGAAAUGUCAGCUCCUGGAAAAGCAGAAUAUCAGUUCUGAAACAAAGCUUGAGACGGUUCUAGAACAUAAGCUUUUACCCCCAAUCAGAUUCUUGUGUGCAGAGACUGAGAGUCCCCAGACCUCCCGGAGAAAGACUUUCAAUGUGAAAAACAGUCCUCUGAAAGCUCUGCUCCCAACGGUGGAACCAGUUUCCUGCUUGGCUCAAGAUUCCCCCAAAGCUCUGCUUUCCAAAGACAGAAAUCCUUCUUCCCACCUGGAGGACUUGCCUAGUCCCAGAAGACUCCAAAAUACAUCUUAUGUGUGCAGCGCUGAUGUUCCCCAAGCUAAGCUCUCUGAACCCAAGGCCUUGGUGACAAUGACAUCUGGCAACAAAAAGCUUCAGGCAACUAUCAGGAACAGCAGGACAGAUAAAGCACUUGUCCUCCCCACUACUACAAAAGACCAGGAGCCAUUGCUGCAUUUGAAACCUCUCCCUCAAACCAGCAUAAGGAAAAUGCUGAGGAAGACAGAAGCUUCUGCUAAAAAUGUUUCUGAUCAAGGUUCACUGGUUUCCUCUAACAAAGAGACAGUGCUUGCUGCACAAGUGAAAAAAAAGCCAAUUCCUCAGUUGCGUCUCUUGCGGACCAGCCCUGUGAAAAAAAUUCCAGUUGCUCCAGAAAAGAGGGUACCUCUCCAGAAAACAAAUGCAAGUCAGGUGAAAACUAUGAGAGGCAAUGGCCCCAACACACAAGCCAUCUCCAAGCCUCGUGGUGGUUCUUGUCAGAUUCAGACAAGACAUACUGCCACAUCUGCACUGGCAAGCCAACUUCCAGUGCCAAAACCAAUCAAUCAUACUGCUGCUGUUUUAGGCAGGUAUGCCAUUCCUGGGAAAUCCAGCCAGUUUAAACCACUGAGUUCAGAAACAUCUGGUGGGCAAAGAUCCAUUAAACCAACUGCUAUGGUUGGGAAGAAAGCUGCAUGUCAGAAGCCAGUCUCACCUGGCACUUUUCAGAACAGCAGGAUGAGACUACCAAAGACGACAACUUCUAGCAGUUCAAAAUGAGGGGCUGGAUUCCUGGGUUUUGAAGCCACGUAAGUGUCCUACUUCAAAUGGAAAAACAUUGGCUCUCUAAGACAAUAGGGGAGAAAGUCAACCCACAUGCUGGUGAGAGAUUGGCUGCAGUGCUCUUCUGUCGAAUGUUCUGGGUAUUGAAUGCUUGUGGAUCUGAUGAUUAGCAGCUGAAAAUCUAUCCACAUUGUUUAUAAAAACAAAAUCCCAGUCCUUGGAUUUUAAAAAGUACAUUAGUGAUUGCGCUAAAUAAUGGAAUAGAUUUGAGGUGUAUGUAAAAAGUACAAUACAAAUUAAUAUUAAGUGCAUACAUACUGAUUUCAAGCGUUUGUAGACCUGUCCUAACUACUUGCUCCAUCUGUCCUUUAAGAUAAUACUACUAGCCAUUACUCUAAUCUUGGGAGCAAGCCCGAAAGAACUGAUAAUCUUGGACGAUGUCUUCCUUUUGAAGAUAAAGCUGCUUUGGUCUCCUAGAAGCUCCUGGAAUCACUUCUUUCGAGAGAACUUUCAAAGCUUGCAUUGUGCUUCUCCUCUAACGUUAUCACACUCUGGGUUUGUGGUUUGAGGAUCUGGAAUAAGGAAGCACUGCCAGUUCUUGUCCUAUCAUUACAUUCCUUAGAUUUAUAAACGAAACUUUUUGAGGGCUCCAAGUCUCUUUGAGCUGCAGCCUAUGAAGCUUUGCUGAGCCAUUGCUGAAAGGGGGAAGUUCAGCUCAGCAGCAGAGACUCUCCUGACUUUUUAAUGGUUGCUUUAGCUUAAAACUUUAUUAGAUAAAAAAACAGCCUGACUGGAACUCAGUGGAAUAUUUAGUCUCUUAUAAGGUACACCAACCACUCUACAGCAUUGAGCUGUAAAGAAGCAUUAUGUAAUAUUGAAUAAUAUAUGCACUGUUGAUCAUUUUGAUAUUAAUUUAAAAGUAAACACUAAUAUAGGAUUUCAGUUGUUAUAAUGUAUUUUCCGGCGUAUAAGGCGACUCGGCGUAUAAGACAACCCCCGUCUUCGGAGCUGAUUUCCAUGCCUAGAAAGUCUCUUACACGUCGGAAACUACCGUAAUUUCCAGUGUAUAAGACGACUCGCCGUAUAAGACGACCCCCAACUUCGGCGCCAUUUUCAACGCUUUAGAAAGUCGUCUUAUACGCCGGAAAAUGCGGUAUGUAAAGUACUUGUUCCUUUUGAUUAAACUUAUUCAAAAGUAAGAAACCUUUUGAUUCUUAUUGUGUGAAAGACUACACAACUCUCAUUUCAAACCCUUUUAUCUUUUCAUUCUUAUUCCAUACCUCCUUUUUAUAUAAAUACCUCCUUUUUAUAUUAAACGGAGGAUGGUCAGUAGUAGUGCUAUUAAUCCACAGAUUUCCUGUGCUAUUAACCUAAACAGAGGUAAAAAAAAAAAAAAAUUAACUUACUCUGUUAUGGAGUUGCUAAAGAUUUAUCCCAAAACAUAAAUCACACACAUUAAAUAGCAUUUUUAUACUGCUCUUGAUUAUUCCUAGGACAUUUGUGGCUUAGAUGAUGGAAAAGCAGCACACAGUGCUGAAAAUACCUUUGCUUUUGAGCCAGUUUCAUACUAUUUAGACCUACAGUAAAUAAAUGCAAAAAAAUACUUCUAAGCUGUUGCAGUGGAAUUCUUAGAAGCCUAGUUUUGAACAGAUCUACCUCCCUGCCUUCAUUAUCAAUCUACUUAAUCAAAUUUGCAACAAUCUAACACAGAGAAAAAUGCCUUGAACAAAAAAUCUUCAGUUCCUUCCUAUUCUAAAUUAAAUGGUGGUUCCCUAAUGGACAAUAAAGCUUUAAGUGAAGGAAGUUGAGACUAUUUAAGCAAUCUCUGCAGAAGUGGUGUAAUAAUGUGUUAAGCAUCUCAAUACUCUUCAUUUCAAGACUAUAUAGUGACAGGAUCCUAUUCAAAGACUGCAGAGUGAUUCCUCGAUAUAUGGAAAUUCUUCCUCCAGCAGAUGCUAAGGAAUAGAAGAUGAAUCCCUUGCAGCUUAAGGAGUUGCAACAGUGAAGUUAAUCUUUAUGUCUUGCACAAGAUUGAAGGACAAAAUGCUGUAUCAAUUCUGCCACUAUAUUCAUGAAUGUUGUAUCGCUAUUUUCUAAUUUCUGAAAAAAAAUAUAUGUGCCUUUCUAAUAAAAACACACAUCUGCAUAACAAUUUGUAGCAAAACCAACUCCUCGAGUAAUUAUUGCCGCUUGGUGAUCAGUGCUCACUCGGGGAUAAGAGAACCAAUACUGUUAAUUCCUUUUCAGUAACAGAAGCUUGACUUUUGUCCCAUUUUGAUAUCGUUAAUGUAAUGUCUCCAGAUAGAUAGACCAGGUACAUUGUUCAGACAAAAACUGAAUGAAUUACAAAACCCGCAGUGAACCAUCAUAUUUCUGCAAAGAUUAAGGGUUUCUCAAAAUCGGUAAAUCAUUAUCAGAAAAGCUGGGGGGUCAUCUUUCUAUAUAUUUGAAAGAGAAGACAUCUAGAUUCUCUUUUAUAAUGCCUCUGCCCAGUAGCAAGGAAACUUAAUAGCUUCAACUCUUUUCUAUUGAAUUCAGGUUCUUGGUCUUCCCUUUCCCUACUCAAUGUUCUAGUAGAGAUAGACAAAGCACUGAUAUAGAACCACCUACAUGGAACUAUGGUUUUAUUAUUUAGGAAAAGGGGCGAACUCUAUUAUAUUUACAUUAAGAACCCUCCCUAAACACUUGAGAUAUUUAACCAAAGGAAAAGCCUGUAACCCAUCAAGAAUUAAAAAAAAAAAUGUUCCUCCCAAAAAAUUAAAUCGUAAUUCUUCCUGUGCUUUUCCCUCUCAUCAAACUGGGCUUCUUAAGGAAAAGUAAGGUUUGCUUCCCUGGCAAUAUUCCACGAACUUCAACAACUGCUUGUCAAGCAGAAAUCCAAAGACUACCGUUUCCAAUUCAGUAGAUGAGGCUGUGACACGAACGCAUUUAUUUCUUGAAUUUCUGCAUGCAUCACAGCUACUCAAGACUAUGGAAACAGCUGUACAUGGCUUCAGCUGAGUUCUGCUGGAAAUGACUUUACUAGCUAAUGAAGAGGAAAAAGAUGGGUUGGAUCAAUGGAAAUUCGUAGUAGAAGACAAGAACCUUGAACCUACAAUGGCAUAUGCUUAGGUCUGGACAAUGGCGGUGGCGAUUUAUUGCCUAGGAAAUGAAAGGUGUGCUCAGUUGUAAAUAUAUGCAUAUACAUCUUUAAAAAAUAAUAAAUUAAAAAGCAGACAUGUCAAAUACAUCCUUUCCACAGUUAAAACAGCUAAUUAGCUCUUUAUAGACAGCAGAGGGACACUUAAAAAUUAAUUAGCUGCAGCGAUGAAGCAGAAGCUGAACUCUUCACAUCAAGCUCCCCAUACAAGACAGUUUCUCAGUUUUUAAUACAGUUAAGGUUUAACACUUCCUUGGUCAUGAAUGGAGUGGCAUACCUCCCCCUCCGAUUCCGUCCCACCUGGCACAGGAAUAGGUAGGAAAAAACUCUUUUCCCUGGAAGUCGCUGCUGCUGUAGAGAGCUUAGUUUGAAUCCUUUACUACCACUGCUUUCAAGUUUGUUUCAAUUAAUGGAUUUGCCAUAUAAGAAAGAUUUUGCAUAGGAAGUUAUUGUAGGCUAGUUUGUGCAUUUGACUUACAGUCUAAAAACUCAGCAUUUAGAGGUACUUGCGAUUGGGAUGAUGGAGCAGGUAACCGGUGCUUUUUUGUCUGGUAGAAAUCUAAUACUUUCAAUGGUUUCAGAGAAGCCAAAAUGUAGUAAGUGAAAAUGGUUUUUAAUAAGGAAAAAUUUCCAAGGCUUCAUUUGUUUGAUAGCUGCCUUAAUGGAGCCCUGACAUAAAAUAUAAUGCAAUGUUGCUUGGAGGAGAAUGUAAUUUCAUGUUUUUAUGAAGGAAUGGGGCUUGAUGGAAGACACUGUAGAAAUGCCAUUGAUCUUUCCUUCCAACCUUCUUUCAGCAUACCAAAACAAAAUAAAUAUAUUCAGGAAUAAAUUAGCCUCUAUCUUAACAGGUGGCAAUUUGAGAGGGAGCCUUUUUGGUUUGCCUCUCCUUAUCCAGGAGUUAAGACAUCUGUAGUCCUCCAAAUACAGCUAAUAAUCCCCAGCUUUUAUCAUCUGGGUUGGGGAUACCUGUAACUUAGUUACAUCUGAAAGGCCUCCUGUCCUAGUGACUUUUUCUUCUGAUUUACUUACUCUAACGCAGGAGUGUCAAACUGCCAGCCUGCAGGCCGGAUGCGUCAUGCUGAAACCGCGCCCACCCCAUUGCCGGCAAUGGAAAAAAAA